CCAUGCCGCAUCCCCGCCGACAGUAGGCUAGUUUUCCUCCAACUUUUUCUGUCUCUUACUCAUUAGUUUACAUCCGACUGAACAAGUGCGCUCACAGUUUCUACCGAUCUCUCCUGUCUUCAAAACGUCAGACGAUGAAAGCGUCACUGAAAAGUAUUUGGCAGCUGAAGAAUAGGGUGAUUCUAUUCUGCACCCCAUUUAUUCUCUUACCUCUCCCUCUGAUCAUCGGCACCCCGGAGGCCGGCUGCGCCUACAUCAUCGGCCUGAUGGCGGUGUACUGGUGCACGGAGGUCCUGCCACUAGCCGUCACCGCCCUGCUGCCGGUCAUACUGUUCCCCAUGCUCGGCAUCAUGGAGUCCGAAGAGGUGUGCAUGCAGUAUCUGAAGGACACCAACAUGCUGUUUGUGGGAGGGCUGAUUGUGGCCGUGGCCGUGGAGCACUGGAACCUGCACAAACGCAUUGCCCUCCGGGUGCUGCUCAUCAUAGGGGUGCGGCCAGCGCUGCUAAUGCUGGGCUUCAUGGGAGUGACGGCCUUCCUGUCCAUGUGGAUCAGCAACACGGCCACCACCGCCAUGAUGGUGCCCAUCGUGCAGGCCGUGCUGGAGCAGCUCAACAGCAGCCAGACCGAGGGGCCCCAGAUCCUCAGCAGCGAUGAGCAGACUCUGCAGCCUGAGGGAGAGGACAAGCAGCUCGCCAAGCAGCCCGGCAAGCAGGCCGACGGGCACGUGGUGGUGAACGGCCUGUCGAUGCUGACGGAGGCGGAGAGGUCUGAGGAGGCGGCGGAGCAGAGGAAGAUGUGCAGAGGCCUGACCCUGUGCGUGUGCUACGCGGCCAGCAUCGGGGGCACCGCCACCCUCACUGGAACUGGCCCCAACCUGGUGCUCAAGGGGCAGAUGAGCCAACUGUUCCCUGAUAACGGCGACGUCAUCAACUUUGCGUCGUGGUUUGGGUUCGCCUUCCCCAACAUGAUCCUCAUGCUUAUCCUGGCCUGGCUCUGGCUGCAGUUCGUCUUCAUUGGCUUCAACUUUAAGAAGACGUGGGGCUGUGGCGCAGUGAAGUCGGAGAAGGAGAUGGCAGCGUACGGCGUGAUCCGUGAGGAGCACAGGCGGCUGGGGCCCAUGUCGUUCGGCGAGAUGAGCGUGCUGUCGCUCUUCACCCUGCUGGUGGUGCUGUGGUUCACGCGCGACCCCGGAUUCAUGCCCGGCUGGGCCACACACCUCUUCCGCUCUGACGCAGAGUACGUCACAGAUGCCACAGUGGCGGUGUUUGUGGCGGCACUCCUCUUCGUCCUCCCCUCCAAGGCUCCCCGCCUCUGUUUCCGGUCCAGGAGCUCGGAUAGAGAGGCCCAGCCACCCCAAGCUGCUUCCCCGGCUCUGCUCACCUGGAAGGUGGUCCAGAAGAAACUCCCCUGGAACAUCGUGCUGUUGCUGGGGGGAGGGUUUGCCUUGGCCGAAGGCAGCAAGGUGUCAGGUCUGUCCAAGUGGCUGGGAAACCAGAUGACUCCCCUCCACACUGUCCCUACCUGGGCCAUCGCCAUCAUCCUGUGCCUCCUAAUCGCCACCUUCACCGAGUGCGCUAGCAAUGUGACCACCGCCACCAUCUUCCUGCCCAUCCUUGCCUCCAUGUGUCAGUCUAUAGAGGUGAACCCGCUGUACGUCAUGGUUCCAUGCACUCUAAGUGCCUCUUUUGCUUUCAUGCUGCCCGUGGCCACACCCCCAAAUGCUAUCGUCUUCUCCUAUGGCUACUUAAAGGUGUCCGACAUGGCUAAGACUGGCGUGGUCAUGAACAUCAUAGGAAUCCUCUGCAUCACCCUUGCUAUCAACAGCUGGGGCAAGAUCAUGUUCAACCUGGACUCCUUCCCCUCCUGGGCCAAUGCGACAGGGUUGUGAGCAGGCAGUGUGAAGUCGCCCCCUAUGGGGGACACCAGGCGCCCCAUUUCCCUGCCCCCUCCCCCGAUUGUUUGAGGAUGGGCGGCAGAGACCCUGCAGCCUGGCAGUUGGCAGGUACACUGAUGGGCGGGGCUGCCUGCUGCAUUAUAAUGCAUUAAUGUGUCACUGGAAGGGGGUGGGUGAAGGAGGGGUCUACUGUAAUGCUAAUUUCUCGCAUACUGUAUGUACACAUAAAUUAAGUCUAUAUUGGGGGUGGGGGGAGGACCACAGUUUUUUUUGGGGGGGGGGUUUUGGUCUUUGCAAGAUUUUUAUUGCAAUUUCAGAUUUCACAGCCAUUUCUAUGCAGACCCUAGAGGUAAUAACAUCCACCAAAUAUGAGUGCACAUGGGUCGUUUUCCAAAAUUCACUCACCCCCCAAAAACGUGAGUUUGAAACACUGUAUUUCAAUUGUACUUUAAAUGGGACCUGACACUAGCAGUCCAAUCUGUCUCUUUUUUAUGAGUACAGGUGUAACCAAUGAGGCAGACCAAACAAAAACUGAAAAUCUUGCAUUUCAAAUGCUAUACUCCCCAAAGUGCACUUAAAAUGCACUUUCUAUUCCAAUUUGUAUUUUGAAUCCUUAUCUAUAUAAAUACCACAAACAGCCUUGUGCGUUUGACUAGAAGAGGGUAUUACUGUACAGACUUUGGCUUUGUCCUCUCCCUUUCUGGUGCGGGUCCCUGUAAAAUUCUGUGCGUUGCAGUGCAAUCACACUUUUAAGAGUUACUGAGGUGAAGGCUUCAAGGUGAGGAAGGGAUUUCAUAUAAUUUCAUUAGAAUUACACAGAAAGUGUGUUUUAAUAUAUACAGUAUGGCUUUUUAAAAAAGAUAUUUUUAUAGCUAUGUAUUUUGUGUAUUUAACAGUAUACACAUACAUCAACAUGAUAUUGCUGUACAUGUUGUAUAUUUGACACAUGCUUUGACAAAUCAAAUAUACAUUAUGUGUAUUUCAUAUAAUGCAUUUUAAAGAUUAUCAAGGGCUGAAAUUAAUUUUUUGAAAAAGUUGAUAUAUUAUUAUAUAUGUUUUUAAAUGAAUAAAGUAUUGAAUACAUUUCUUGGACAAAAAAUUGUUUGGUUAAAUGUUCCAAGCAGAGACAAUGAUUGUCCUAGCCCUGCUUGGAACAUCCAUCCAAAUACUUUUAUAGGGUGUUCGUUUCUCAGAGAAUAUUAUAAGUGCCUUGUAAUAUGUGUGUUUUUGCAAUACAUUCACUAGUUAACUUGGUUAGCCUGAAGUGUCUACAUCUAUGACCUCUCGGACCAUCCCUUACAGAAAUGGAAUACAUUUGAAAAUAUAUUUAAAGAAAUAUAUUGUCAGCAUAUUUCUAAACUUCACAAUGCAUUGGCAACUGUAUAAAUUAUUGCUGCUUUAAGACACAAAGCAUUACAUCACUGUGAAAUAUAUUUUAAUUAUGUUUUCAAAAAUAUCUUGUCAUAUUUACAAUGUAUUGCAGUAUUUCCCAUUUCUGUGAGGGAUUAUAUUGAAAAAAAUAGAAAAUAGAAAAUGGAACUACAAAAAGGAUGCAGCUAAUACAAGUUAUUAAUAUGGGUAUGAUCUUUUUUCCUUGUUUUUGUUUUCUCAAGCAUUCAUUCGUACUAGUUUUCUAUUAUGUAACUCUAUUGUUUAUAAUAAUAAUAAUAAACUUUUUGUCAUGGUGGGUGCUGCAUUAUAUUUAUAGCCAUGUAAUCAAAUGUAAUGAAAGUCUUUCUACAUUUACUUGAAACUGAUGUUUGUUAAUAUUGUGCAGUAUCACAUGUCAUCUGAUUGAAUGCAUUCCAGAGCAUUCCCCUUGAUAACUCUGAUAUACUUGUCCCCCGUGAUUUUAUUAUUGAAAGUAAGUUGCUUCUUGUAAGUACUAUAACGCAUUUAAAUGAGUUUUGACUAAAACAAUUUAGAUAACACUUUUUAUUAAUUUUUUCUCAAGCUGUAUACAACUUCUUCAUGAGCACAACAUGAGCAUUCAUAACAUUAUGAACUGCAAUUAGUUACUUAUGCUGCAAAUGACACUACCAUGAUAUGCUUGACACACUGUAUGCCUAUCUGCAGUUAAUCACAUAAGCAUUUCCAAAUGUGUAUGUAGUGCUUAUGAAGGGGUUAUAUAACCGUUGUGAAGGGCCAUUCAUUGAUAGUAUUACAGUGGUUUGAUCAUUGGAUGCAUUACAUUUUUUUAUCAGUGACUCUUACAAGUGGAAUGCAUUGUAUUUUUGUGGUUUGAAAAAUCUCUAAAGUAUAUUGGAAUAUUACAAUGCUGAAAACAAAUGCCAAAUCUAUGAAUGAAAUUAUGCAGGAAACAUCUUGUGCAUUGCAAUUUCAUGUAACAUAUAUCUUUACUGUAUGUUCAAGGUACCAUAUAUUUUUUUGAAUGUAUAUACAAAAUGAUUGACAUUAAUCAUAUUUCAAACUAUAAGACAGCAAUUUAGUGAGGUGUAACAACUAACUACUUGUCAAAAUAACACUGUUACUUGAUGAGGAUGAUCAUUGCAUUUAUACAGUGCCUUUACUGCCAUGAUCUCAGAGCACUUUACAGUGACUCACUCCACCGCAAAUCUGAAGAUCAUGAGGUGUACAAGUCAUAACGGGUAUAUUUCAUGAUGAACUGUUUCAAGGAUUUGCUCAAAAUUCCUGAGUCACACUUUCUAUGGUACUCAUGACAACAAUUGUGGCCAGAUCAAAAAUCCUGCAUAAUGUUAGGUUCCGCAUUAAUUCAACAAAGCUGUUUGGUCAUAUUAAAGUUAUGAAACAAUCGCGUGAAAAUUUCAAGUUAAUUGGCCCUCCAGCAGAAUGUUUGUACCGGUUUGGCACGCUCCGGCACUACUGUAUCCCACAUUGCUUGGCAUUCUCUAAAAUGUGUGUAACCACUGCACCAGAGCACUACGGUUCUUACCCAGCCAGACAGGCAGACUGCAGGCACCCAGUGGAGGCUGGGUAUACUUUACUCAGGCAGCCGUGAUGCACUUUCCCUGGGUGGUGUUAAGGCCAACUGUGUGUAGCCCAUUGGUACUGGGAAGAAGAGGAUUUAAUCUCAGACUGUAGCACUGAUUCCUACACAGAGAGCUAAUGCUUUAACCAUCCCAUGUGGCAUCCGGGAGCGUUAUUUUUGGACAGACCGGACCAGCCAAUGUCUUAUUUGCUAUCGGUACAUGUUUAUGUGUGUGUAUAUAUACCUGUAUUAAAAAUUCCAUUACAAGUAA
Messenger RNA from Anguilla rostrata (American eel), 5116 nucleotides. RefSeq names its product Na(+)/citrate cotransporter-like. Gene Ontology annotation, cellular component: membrane. The record is from RefSeq and is a predicted model, not a curated record. Lineage: Eukaryota; Metazoa; Chordata; Actinopteri; Anguilliformes; Anguillidae. Gene Ontology annotation, biological process: citrate transport; transmembrane transport. Bases 135 to 1889 code for a protein of 584 amino acids. Gene Ontology annotation, molecular function: citrate transmembrane transporter activity; succinate transmembrane transporter activity; sodium:dicarboxylate symporter activity. The transcript has 12 exons.